UAACCAAUUAAUGCUACCCAAUAACAAUAGCAUUAUUUGUAUUAUGUUCUGGUAAUACAGUGGUAAACAAGGAAGACAGGGUCUCUGAUAAUUGUGGAAUUCUCCUUGAUCCCUUCUCAAGCCUCUUUUCUGGAUAUCCACUAUUUCUUGGAUCUACAGCUCUCUCCCUUCCCCACUUUUGUAGUUCAGUCUCUCAUUAUCCUCUACCUCCAAUAAAAAAGGGCCUCCUAAUUAGUUUCUUAUCCAUGCAACAAUUCAGCAUAUUUCUAAAAUGCAGAUCUUUCGGGAUGAUUUGCAGUUGCUCACAGAAUAAAUUCCUCGACUUCCUAUGUAAGCCUCUGCAGGACCAGGCCCCUGUCAUGAUCUCUGGGCACUCUCCAUCUUGAACCCAAAGCCCCAGCAAUAUCUUACUGCUUGCAGUAAAUACACAGCAGGGUCUGUAGGGUUUUGUUUGGAGAAAAGGGAUGUGAGGAUCAACUAGAUUUACAGUCAGUCUUGAAGCGAAGAGUCCAUGUCGUAGGCAGGCAAUGGAAUGCCUCAAGCUGGCUCUGAAAGUACGUAUUUUUUCCAGUCAUAAGUAAAUCACAUUUGUGUGAUCUUGUGAUCCCCCCUCUAGCACAGCCGUGCAGACGACCUACUUCCAGCCCUCUCUUGCCCCACGAAAUUUCACAUCACAGUGACUUGUGGUUUUAAUCCUCUGUGUUUCUGCUUCUGAAGUUACUUCAGUCUGAGAAGUCCUUUACCUCCCAGUAGGCCUGGCAAGCUCUAUCACAACGUUCAAGAUUCAGCCUAGAGCCAUCUGGGAAACUUUAUUUCCAGCUCGCCCUGCGGUCUCGUCUUCCCAGUCCGCGCUUCUCGAGUCGGGUGCGCUGUCUAGCCGCAGGGAUGGCGGGUUAUUUACUGCUCCGCCGGGCCCGUGACCCGCCCGGGCAGCGGCGCCAUUGCAGACGCUCAGCGUGCUCCGCUACCCGCAGCGGGAGCCCCACCUCCAGGCCGGAAGUGAAAGGGCAGGGAGUGGGUCCUCGCGGGGUCGCAGGCGCAGAGCCGUCGCUGGUCACGUGAUACGCCGAUAGUCACGGGGGCGCCGCUCACCUGACCAGGGUCCCACGUGGCCAGCCCCCUCCGAGACGGGUGACCGGCGGGCCAUGGCAAGCUCUAGGCUUUGGUUUUCGCUGCUGCUGGUGGCAGCGUUCGCGGGGCGGGUGACGGCCCUAUGGCCCUGGCCCCAGAACAUCCACACCUCCGACCGGCGCUACGUCCUUUACCCGAACAACUUUCAAUUCCAGUAUGAUGUCAGUUCGGCCGCGCAGCCCGGCUGCUCUGUCCUCGAUGAGGCCUUCCAACGCUAUCGGGACCUGCUUUUCGGUUCCGGGUCUUGGCCCCGUCCUUACCUCACAGGAAAAUGUCAUACCCUGGAGAAGAAUGUGUUGGUUGUCUCUGUAGUCACACCUGGAUGUAACCAGCUUCCUACUUUGGAGUCGGUGGAGAAUUAUACCCUGAGCAUAAAUGAUGACCAGUGUUUACUCCUCUCUGAGACUGUCUGGGGAGCUCUCCGAGGUCUGGAGACUUUUAGCCAGCUUGUUUGGAAAUCUGCUGAGGGCACAUUCUUUAUCAACAAGACUGAGAUCGAGGACUUUCCCCGCUUUCCUCACCGAGGCUUGCUGUUGGAUACGUCUCGCCAUUACCUGCCACUCUCUAGCAUCCUGGACACUCUGGAUGUCAUGGCGUACAAUAAAUUGAACGUGUUCCACUGGCAUCUGGUAGAUGAUCCUUCCUUCCCAUAUGAGAGCUUCACUUUUCCAGAGCUCACCAGAAAGGGGUCCUACAACCCUGUCACCCACAUCUAUACAGCACAGGACGUGAAGGAGGUCAUUGAAUACGCACGGCUCCGGGGUAUCCGUGUGCUUGCAGAGUUUGACACUCCCGGCCACACUUUGUCCUGGGGACCAGGUAUCCCUGGAUUAUUGACUCCUUGCUACUCUGGGUCUGAGCCCUCUGGCACCUUUGGACCAGUGAAUCCCAGUCUCAACACUACCUAUGAGUUCAUGAGCACAUUCUUCUUGGAGGUCAGCUCUGUCUUCCCAGAUUUUUAUCUUCAUCUUGGAGGAGAUGAGGUUGAUUUCACCUGCUGGAAGUCCAACCCAGAUAUCCAGGACUUUAUGAAGAAGAAAGGCUUCGGUGAAGACUUCAGGCAGCUGGAGUCCUUCUACAUCCAGACGCUGCUGGACAUCAUCUCCUCUUAUGGCAAGGGCUAUGUGGUGUGGCAGGAGGUGUUUGAUAAUAAAGUAAAGAUUCGGCCGGACACAAUCAUACAGGUGUGGCGAGAAGAGACUCCAGUGAACUAUACGAAGGAGCUGGGACUGAUCACCAAGGCCAGCUUCCGGGCCCUUCUCUCUGCUCCCUGGUACCUGAACCGUAUAUCCUACGGCCCUGACUGGAAAGAGUUCUACCUAGUGGAACCCCUGGCAUUUGAAGGUACCCCUGAGCAGAAGGCUCUGGUGAUUGGUGGAGAGGCCUGUAUGUGGGGAGAAUAUGUGGACAACACAAACCUGGUCCCCAGGCUCUGGCCCAGGGCAGGGGCUGUUGCCGAAAGGCUGUGGAGCAACGAGUUGACAUCUGACCUGACGUUUGCCCAUGAACGUUUGUCACACUUUCGCUGUGAGUUGCUGAGGCGAGGUGUCCAGGCCCAGCCCCUCAAUGUAGGCUACUGUGAGCAGGAGUUUGAACAGACCUGAGCCCCAGGCACCAAGAAGGGUGCUGGCUCUAGGAGACUGGUAGUGGAGCCAGGCUUCCACUGCAUCCUGGCUGGGGGAUGGAGCCCCUUGCCUGCGUGCCCCUGUGCUUGGAGAGAAAGGGGCCGGAGCUGACCCUAGCAUCCAAUAAAGAGUAAUGUGGCAUUUUUCUGUAAUAAACAUGGAUUACCUGUAUUA
This is a messenger RNA of Sapajus apella (tufted capuchin), 2930 nucleotides long. RefSeq names its product hexosaminidase subunit alpha (gene HEXA). Gene Ontology annotation, cellular component: membrane. Gene Ontology annotation, biological process: carbohydrate metabolic process; ganglioside catabolic process; glycosaminoglycan metabolic process. The record is from RefSeq and is a predicted model, not a curated record. The coding region runs from base 1146 to 2735 and encodes 529 amino acids. Gene Ontology annotation, molecular function: beta-N-acetylhexosaminidase activity. The transcript has 14 exons. NCBI's taxonomy places the organism in Eukaryota, Metazoa, Chordata, Mammalia, Primates, Cebidae.